CUGCGGUUGACGAGCCCGCCCGGCCCGCCGGUCAGGCCGCUACCAGCAGCGCCGGCACCGCCGCCGCCAACCGGCCCUUCAACUCCGCCUGCCCCGCUCCGCUCCGCUCCGCCCCGCCCCGGCCGGGGCUGACUGAAGGCGGUGCGGGGGCGCUCGCAGUCCCGCCCGCACGGCCGCGCACACACAAGGACACACACACACACACACGAACACACACACACACACACGGAAGUGCACCCCGAGCUGGCUCCCAGCCCGCCGCCGAGGCCGCCCCGGCGCAGCGUGCAACAUGGCGCUGGUACCCUGCCAGGUGCUGCGCGCCGCCAUUCUCCUGUCCUAUUGCUCCAUCCUGUGCAAUUACAAGGCCAUUGACAUGCCCGCGCAUCAGACCUAUGGAGGCAGCUGGAAAUUUCUGACCUUCAUAGACCUGGUUAUCCAGGCUGUCUUCUUCGGGAUCUGCGUCUUGACUGACCUGUCCAGUCUUCUUACUAAAGGAAAUGACAGUCAAGAGCAAGAGAGACAGCUGAAAAAACUAAUUGCACUCCGUGACUGGGUGAUGGCUGUUCUAGCUUUCCCUGUUGGAGUGUUUGUUGUGACGAUGUUUUGGAGCAUCUAUAUCUAUGACAGGGAACUGGUUUACCCAAAGCUGCUUGAUAACUUUAUACCAGCGUGGCUAAAUCAUGGAAUGCAUACAACAGUUUUGCCCUUUGUAUUAAUCGAGAUGAGAACAACACAUCAUCAGUAUCCCAGCAGGAGCUGUGGACUGGCUGCAGUGUGCACCUUCGCUGUUGGCUAUAUUUUAUGGGUGUGCUGGAUUCACCACGUUACAGGAGUUUGGGUGUACCCGCUUCUUGAGCACCUCAGCCCAAGUGUCAAAAUAAUCUUUUUUGCAGCUGUUACCAUAAUAAUUAACAUAUUCUACUUGGUGGGAGAGGUCCUGAACAACUACAUCUGGGAUACCCAAAAAUGUAUUGAAGAAGGAAAAGAAAAGCCGAAAUUGGACUGAACAACAGAGGCAACGUGGAGGGUUGUUUAUGGCUCCAUGGAAGAUUUCUCAUCCCCAACAGAGGCUGGCAUGGAGAGGAACCUUUUGGAAAGGAGGAAGUUUAAUGGGCCCUCUGCUCGGUGCAAGGAUAUUUUUGGGUUUUAUAUGGAGGGAAAAUGAUUUUAGCUAAGAAUAGUAAUAAUGUUUCAACCUCCGUUCCUAUUUCUCCAUGCUUGCAUGUGACAUACACAUAUAAGAUGUAUAUUUAUCUCCGCAGCAUUCUCAACGUGCGUUUCUUGCAUCAAAUAAGUCAUUAAAUCAUUAAGUCAUUAAAUCUUUUCAUUUCCACCAAGAAGAACAAUGAGUCCAUUCUCUGUAUGGUUUGAGAAAAGCUUAACCAGAUAGGUCUAAUAUGGGGAAACAAACCAAUCCUAUAUAUUUCGAAGUACAGUGUAAAAAUACAAUAGAAGUUAAUUGCAUGAAUGUAUCCGAAGAAGAAUUCAAUCUGACUGAAAUAUUAAUGUAACACUAUGUAACAGCUGCCUUAAAUCAGUGAUGUUAAUAAUUUUAUCGGUCCAGUAAAAUCUUAUUUGCAGUGUUAGACUACCUGAAUAUGACGGAACUUUUCUUAAAUAGGCCUAAAUAAAGAUCAAAUUAUCCCUG
Messenger RNA from Chroicocephalus ridibundus (black-headed gull), 1648 nucleotides. It is a transcript of the gene AIG1, whose product is annotated as androgen induced 1. The record is from RefSeq and is a predicted model, not a curated record. The transcript is spliced from 6 exons. Lineage: Eukaryota; Metazoa; Chordata; Aves; Charadriiformes; Laridae. Bases 290 to 1006 code for a protein of 238 amino acids. Gene Ontology annotation, cellular component: membrane; endomembrane system.